Messenger RNA from Nerophis lumbriciformis (worm pipefish), 593 nucleotides. It is a transcript of the gene pigp, whose product is annotated as phosphatidylinositol glycan anchor biosynthesis, class P. Gene Ontology annotation, biological process: GPI anchor biosynthetic process. Lineage: Eukaryota; Metazoa; Chordata; Actinopteri; Syngnathiformes; Syngnathidae. Gene Ontology annotation, cellular component: endoplasmic reticulum. The record is from RefSeq and is a predicted model, not a curated record. Gene Ontology annotation, molecular function: phosphatidylinositol N-acetylglucosaminyltransferase activity.
CACACGUUCCCCGUCGUGCAUAGAUACGCGUGGACAUAAGUAGGCAUAACAAAUCGAAUGACGAUACUGUUGCAGGUGAAAAUGAUGUAAGAGAAUCCCUAAAAAAAGACAGGUCAUGGUCGUAAACUCUCCGUCUCCUCUUCCAGAGAGAGCCAUCUAUGGCUUUGUUUUAUUCCUCGGCUCACAGUUUGGCUUCUUUCUGUAUUGUGUUUGGGCAUACAUCCCAGAGGAGUGGCUCCAUUCAGUUGGACUCACUUACUGGCCUCAAAAAUAUUGGGCACUGGCUGUGCCAAUCUACCUGCUGGUCGCAUUGACCAUCUGUGUGGUGAUGCUUUACGGAGUGAACAUGUACAACACGGCUCCACUUGACUCUCUUGACAACAUUACUGAUGUAUAUGCAAGAGGCCAAGUGAAUGAAGUCCCCCAGAAGGGCCAAAUACCAAGACUGAAAGACGUGCCCAUCAGUGAAGUCAACAAAAUGUUCUACUUGUCGUCUAAAUGAUGAACACGUUUGUUUUUGUUGGAUGGAGGAAACGUGACUGGAAAAGUUGUGCAAUGGUUAAAUGUUUUUUAAUAAAAUUAUAUAUUCUUUA